AUGUGCCCACAUACAAAGAUCUGCCUUAUGGCCGAAGAACAAAAUGUUGAUAUGCAAACAAUUACAUGUUCUUUCAGUCCAACCAACCGGUCACGACUGUGUUUGCUUCCCCUGACGUGGGUUUUGGACAGCAAAGUGACUUCAGCUGCUCCUCCCUCCUCGGUCGGAGAGGCCACCUCCCCACGAGCCAAACACACCCAAGCCUGGGCCUCAGGAAACCUGGUCUCGUGGCCACAGCCAGACCAGCAUUAG
Protopolystoma xenopodis is the source of this 252-nucleotide messenger RNA. The record is from the annotation of a GenBank genome assembly. Lineage: Eukaryota; Metazoa; Platyhelminthes; Monogenea; Polystomatidea; Polystomatidae.